Diachasmimorpha longicaudata is the source of this 4145-nucleotide messenger RNA. Its product is annotated as testis-specific serine/threonine-protein kinase 1-like. Gene Ontology annotation, molecular function: protein serine/threonine kinase activity; ATP binding. The record is from RefSeq and is a predicted model, not a curated record. Gene Ontology annotation, biological process: intracellular signal transduction; protein phosphorylation. The transcript is spliced from 4 exons. NCBI's taxonomy places the organism in Eukaryota, Metazoa, Arthropoda, Insecta, Hymenoptera, Braconidae. The coding region runs from base 2289 to 3203 and encodes 304 amino acids. Gene Ontology annotation, cellular component: cytoplasm.
UCAUAAUUAAUGGCAACAGUGUAAAGAGUUCGGUAUCAAUUAAUUAAAGAGUGCUCUUUGUGAGUAUUUCUAGUAUCAAUACAUCAUCAUUCUUCAUCACUUCAAAAGAUUAUUUACUUUUCAUUGCAUUUGAGGAGUUGAUAGGAACCGAGUAAUAAAUACGGCUAGAGUUGUGAGGAGAAAAUAUUUGUUUUUGUAAAAAAAAACUAAAUUCCAGCCGUUUUGUACACGGAGAGAAAUGUUCAACAACAAUAUUGUAUUUUGUCAAUAAUUGUAGAAGAAAAGGAGGCUGCAGGAAAUUUUACGGAACUAUUGGAAGAUUUUUCCAACGUCUUCUAUACUUUUUAUUGAUUAUUUAUCUGCGUAGCAGUACAAUUAUUUUUAAAUAGUAGAUUUCAUGCUGAGAGGAGAAUAUUGGGAGAAGGGAGAGGUUGUCAACCAUGCACAAAUCGCACAACAGGGCCAAGCUUGGUUGACUCUAAACUGCCAAGCCUGGGAUUUCCUCGCAUAUACAUUCAUUCAACCGAUGGUGAUGCCAUUCUAAGGCCAACGUUAUUUUGGUAGGUUACCCCGAAUCCCGGUAAUGAGCCUAGUUCAUAGGCGGGUUCAAGUUUAUUGCCAGGCCUGGCUUCAGCCGGUGGCCAUACCAAUGAAGUCAUGAAAUUAUGGAAAAUUGGUUAGAGUCGAUUAUGUCCUAGCCUUCGCCUCGGCUCUCUUGGCUUGUCUGAUCUAGUUUAUCACUCUGUUGUGAAUUGUGCUACGACUGUUCCUAAAGAUAUUAAAACACGUAGUUGAAUAAUUUUCGAGAUUUACAGGUAAAUCAAUUUUGAUCUAAGUGGAUUAUCUCAUGAAUUAAUUUUUCGAUUCAGUCGUUAUUCAAUAUCGAACAUUUGAUUGUCAAGAGAAUAUUUUACGCCGAAUUCCAAAGUGGUGAAUUAAUUUAUCGCAACAUUACUCCGCUAACAAACUUUUUUUUGGCAAAAUAAAAAAAUUGGAAUGCCUUGAAAACUCAAGCAGAAUAAGUGUACUUAUUUUGAUUGAGUGAAGUAGAGUACAUCGAGUUGAAUAUUUUGAGAGGUGAAAAAUUGAAAUCGAUUCCACAAUUCUCGAGAUAUUUGCGAAAACCGGUUCAGAACGAAACGCAAAUUUAUCCAAAAAACGGCUGGAUCAAUUGAGUUGAAUUUCCGCACAGACUUAGCCCUUAUUAAUAUUUGUGAUUGACGAAAUUUGACCUUUCUUGGAAUAACGUUAGUCGUUUAUUCUUUUAAUUUUCAAAAAAAAAAAAAAAAAUAGACAAAGUUGAGCAUGCUCACACAUGGAGAGAAGAAUAUGAGAAUUUUUAGAGUGCGAUUCCGGUAAAAAUUACUGAACCGUCUUAUACUCUCGGCGCACACUGCAGAUCUGAGGAAAAUUACCACGCCUAGAAAGUAAAAAAAAUGAAGGAAGGUCGAAUAAAAUGAACUGACCUAUAUAGGAAUGUUUAAAAGAUUUCUCAUCAAUUUCAAAGUUGGAAACUGCGACACGUUAUGCUGAGUAUUGAAAUCGAUAGUCAUUUAUUUUGGUUGAAAAUUCAUUCAAAUUAAAUCUGAAAAAAUGUUCAUUUGCAUUCGUCAAUCUUAAAAUUUACUUAGACACAAGUCCGCCGCAAAAUCAAUAAUUUCCUAUAGGUCGAAAAUAAAGUUAUUCAUCAUGGAAAAAAAAUGAUAAAGUAUGAGACUUAAUAAAAAGUGAGACUAUUUACAUUGGUUAUGAUCAUAUGUCGCAACUCGAGCUAAAUCAAACGCCAUCUGAGGAACUGACGUUAGGAGCACGUGGAUAUAAGAUACUGCGGAAAUUGGGAGAGGGGUCUUUUGCCAAGGUAACUCAUCAAUAAACUACUUUGAGAACAAAUAGUCAUAUUUUAAACCUAUCUCCUUGAAAUAAAUAAUUAUUCGUCUAUGGUUUAAUUAAAAUAUUCUUGUACUGUAAUACGUUUCUUUCCAAUCCAUAUCGAUAUUGGUCAAAAUUGCUUGUGGAUGAUAUUGCCUAAUGUUUGGAUGUAUGACAUUGGAAAUGGGUUAUAAGAAAUAAGAACAAUUCAAUAAGUGUUUUUAGCUGAAUACACUCCAAAUAAUGAACCCGAGCAAUGUAACCCCCUGGCCUGUAAAAUCGUGGACACAUCAAAGGCACCCAAGGACUUUGUUAAAAAAUUUCUUCCCCGAGAAUUAGACAUUUUAGCAAAACUGAACCACCCCCAUGUGGUUCAUGUACACAGCAUUUUCCAAAGACGAUCCAGGUACUUUAUCUUCAUGAGGUUCGCUGAGAACGGUGAUCUUCUUGAUUUCACGUUGAAGAAUGGAGCUGUAGACGAAGGUCAAGCACGAGUUUGGUUUAGACAAUUAUCUUUAGGCCUCCAGUAUCUCCACGAAAUGGAAAUAGUUCAUCGUGACAUAAAAUGUGAAAAUGUCCUCCUGACAGCCAAUAAUAAUGUCAAAUUAACGGAUUUUGGUUUUGCCCGAUAUAUCAUCGAUUCAAGAGGCAAAAGGGUUAUGAGUGAUACAUUCUGUGGUUCCCUCAUGUAUGCUGCACCAGAAAUCUUGCGCGGUGCACCGUACAAUCCAAAAGUGGCGGACAUGUGGUCUCUCGGGGUCAUUCUCUACAUAAUCCUCAAUAAAGCCAUGCCAUUCGAUGAACCGAAUAUCAAAAAGUUAUACGAAAUUCAGACAAAUCGCAGAUGGAAGUUUCGGAAGAAAGUUGCUGACACCCUCAGUGAACAAGUGAAAAAAUUAGUGACAAAUCUUUUGGAGCCAGAAUUAGCAAAACGUUGGACUGCGGAUCAGAUUAUUCACGACAAAUGGAUUGCCAUGGAUCCGAGAUUAGUUGUCAUGACACCUGCGGAACAAGCAGCUCUUCACAAUGCUAUUGAGGACCGAAAGAAGACUGAAGAGAAAUUCAGAAAGCAAUCGUUGCAUAGGGGCGACCAUUAUCAGCAAAACGCAGAAUCCGUAAGUGAGGGGCCCAAGUUUGAAGAAAUCACUGUACUCAGAGAUUCCGGAAAAAAAGUAAUUUAUACACGUGUCAGUGAGAAAGUUAACGGGUUACUGUCUGUUCGAUCUCCUCUCUUGAGUUCUGUUUUCUUUCAUUUACAGACGCUUAGCGCUUCCGCCAUCGACACUAGUCUUCCGCGAACGUCCAGCAUGACUCAUCCGGGUAGUAUCACUUGAUAACUGAGAAUAUUUUAGUAGUGAAUUGGUAAAUUAGAAUGAAUGCAUUCUUUUAUAAAUCUUGUUGUUUUGUUUGCAUCACUUCUCAAUUUCUUAUGAAAGCGACUGAGCAAAUUGUUUUUAUGGAAAAAAAAGGCUUAUGGAAUGUAGGUUACAGGUAUUAUUAACAUACGUAAAUGUAAAAAACACAAAUUCGACAUAGGCAAAUUUGACACACACUUUCAACACAAUUUUGAAAAAAAGGAUAAUUCUUUGUGUUUGCAAGUCAAUUUCAUCACAAUUUAAAAGUACGGGUAAAGUACAAAGAAACGAAAAAAAAAUGAUUUUAAUUAUGAGAAUUGAACUUUUAUAACAAUUGGUGCACGACGCCAAGCCUCACUCUGAACUCUAGUGAGUUAUGCAUUGUUUUCGUACAUUUUCCUCGGAAAAGUAUAUCGAAUACUUUUACAAGUAAUUUCUUGGAGUAGAUAAUAGUGAAUGGAAGUAAAUGAAUUUAUAUUAGUUUAAGAUAUUAUUUCUUUGAUUGUCGUGCGCUUUUUCCUCAAAAUAAUGUGUCCAAUAUUUGACAAUAAAAAUCACGGAAAUUUUCUGAAUUACGUCUUACACAUUCUUAGGGUCAGAAUAUUCAUCUAGAAUAUCGUAACAUCGCAUCAGUCUAACAUUUCUGCGCCGACAGUAAAAAUGUAUUUUGAUAUAAAGUUUAAUUUUUUCAGUCUAUUAUUAUAAUAUGCGCAGAACAUUUUGAUUGUAUUCAACGGAAUAAAUGGUAUUUUUUUUCACGAAUAUUAUUCCAGUUAGAUUGACUAUUCCUAAAGUGAUCCUCUUCAAGACAGAAAAUGUGGGCUUUCUGGUGAUCCCUGGGAGUACAUAUUUUUCUUAUAAUAUACGAAUCAUUUUUGCAGCUAUCUGUGGCGCAUCGAUAGGGACUCUAUAGAAGAUCGA